CUAGCUCAAGGCCGGCAACGCCAUCGAGAGGGCUGAGUGAGAUCAAGGUAUCGCAAGCGCAGUCUGUUCAAGAGACGCCGACAAGGGCACCCAAGGCUGCUGCGCAGGUGGCUAUCCCAGGGACUGGGCUCAAAAGUUCACAUGAGGCAGUGAUGCCUUCUUCGUCAAAGGCACCAGCUCCUGAACCUAAUAAAAUAGCAAGUCCCGAAACACCAAUCAUGCCGGACCAAGCUCCAAAGGCAGUACCAGAGCCCUCUGGUUCGAAGCAGGAGCCGGCCAAACCUGCGGAGAUGCGGAAGAGUUCAGCGCCAACAGCUAUGCAGCCAGCAUCUAAGGGCAUGGCUACUGUGCAGGCAAGUGAUGCAAAUGCUGCACCAGUAACGCCGACCAAGUCGGAUGCGAAGAAGGAUGAGGGAAGCAAACGAAAGCACCCAGGCAAGCUUGAUAUUACAGCCGCCGUCAAUCAGACACAAGACGAGCCCUCUGCUGUGGUGGCCAGCUCCUCAAAGGAAAUUCCGACCGACGUAAGCACGCCGAGCAAACCGCAAGUGCCUAUGUCGAGGACGCCGUCUAUCGCAUCGAAGCCGGAAAGUCCUGGCGUCUCGUCUCCCGCUAUUAAAAGCGCACCGCGAACAUUAAGAGUUGUUCAGACUCCCAAGGCCGAGACGCCACCACCACAGCCGUUCUCAACGCCUGCUCUGCCCACGCCAGGAAGCGGCAUCAAGUUGCCGUCACGUCAGCCGAGUGUCGCUUCGAUAAAUCCACCAGGGACACCCUCGAGCGAGCAGAUCUCGAUAUCUGACAACAUCUCCAUGACGGACACAUCGCUCUCUCGAGCAAACUCCCCGCCGCCAGGCGCUACGUCUUCGCUAACGACCGGCAUGGUAGGCUCAGCGCCUGUGCGCACAAAGACGAAGAAUCAGCUCAAGAAGGAGAGGCAGGAGCGAGCAAAAGCCAUAGAAGAGGAGAAAGCCAAGCAAGACGACACUGUCAAGCCUCCUAUGCCGGAAGAGUUAACACAUCAGGAGGCGAUCAUCAGCCGCAAGAAAAAGGCAAAGAAGGAGAAGGAGCCGAAGGCCAGACCAACGAAAGUUAGAGAGAUCACGGAAAUGGCGGAGACCACACCGACAGCGAGUCGCCCUGUGAGUCCUGGUCAGAAAGCAGCAGUGCAAGAAGAGAGCCAGGUGCCGAAGGUUGAACGCGUUGCAACCCCAGUCAAGGCGCCGAUGCCGGCUCCACCUCCACCUAUACCCGCUCCACAUGAGCCCUCUCCGCCACCGACACCGACUUUGACUGCUGCGAGCUUGCUCGCUGAGCUCAAAGCGCAGGCGCCGGAGAUCCAGAAGUGCAUUGACAGCCUGUUUCGCACGCCGACAAGCGCCCAUUUCAAGGCCAAUCAGAACAUUUCGUCUAAAGAUCUACACAACCCCGCCUUCUGGAAGUCGGACUGGAAGAUCAAUCUUACGAAAGAUGAAGUGGAGGCGCUGCUCAGGGGUACAGUGCCUGCUGUGCAUUACGGUGGGCAGGACGGGCGCGUUUGGGACCGAGGCAUGGUGACUCCGUCGGGUGCACACCUUCGGGCGUUGACCGAGGAGCUGGAAGCGAGGUUCCUGGACUUGGAGAAGGCACUUCGCGAGAUGCCGGAAGACCUCCGCUUCCAUCCCAGCAAACCCCAAAAUGAGAUCAAAUUUCCGAACAUCGACCUGGAGGCGCUGAAACGCAGUUUCGACAAUGCAUCGACGCGUGGUCCAAGCGUGAUGGAGCAGAUGGUUCAGGAUGGCGUGCCGCUUAAGAAGGGCGCAUUUUUGGUGGAUGAGGCGAGCAAGUACAUUAACGAGUUCGUUAUGCCGCCAGCGACGCCGCCCCCUUCGGCUGCAGGUGCGAGGAGUGGCCAGCAGACUCAGGCGGGCACCGUGGCUCCGGUCAACCCUGAGCAGCAGAUCGUACAGCACAGUCUGGAGAUUGUAGAGCGGCAGUUGCUGGAGGCGAAGCGCAUAGCUGAGGAGAAUGAAGGGAGGCUCAAGAAGCUGAUCAAGAAGAAUAAGCGGCUGCUGGGUCUUGGUUGAAGGAGGUUAUAAGAUGCGUUCACCGUGAUGGCUCAAGGCCUCCAUCGCUGGGAAGCAAAGUUACGAUGGUAUAGCGCCGUCGCCACAGCGCGGAAAGAAGCUAUUGCUCGGAAAGUCCGUGAAUGACAUUCGGCGGUUAAUUGCCCUCUGCUACGCGUCGUUUGACCCAGCGACAAGCGAACGGUGACACUAGAGAUUCGAAGUUCUCAAGUUCCCAAUACGACAGUGAUACAGACAAGUCCACAAUGGCCCAACAACAGCCUGUUGAUGACAGCAUG
Baudoinia panamericana UAMH 10762 is the source of this 2344-nucleotide messenger RNA. RefSeq lists its product as uncharacterized. The record is from RefSeq and is a predicted model, not a curated record. The coding region runs from base 153 to 2066 and encodes 637 amino acids. NCBI's taxonomy places the organism in Eukaryota, Fungi, Ascomycota, Dothideomycetes, Mycosphaerellales, Teratosphaeriaceae. The transcript is spliced from 2 exons.